Molecule: messenger RNA, 7922 nt
Organism: Brienomyrus brachyistius
Lineage: Eukaryota; Metazoa; Chordata; Actinopteri; Osteoglossiformes; Mormyridae
Product: voltage-dependent calcium channel beta subunit-associated regulatory protein-like
Exons: 11
Coding region: 1173-3719 (848 amino acids)
Biological process (GO): negative regulation of voltage-gated calcium channel activity; negative regulation of calcium ion-dependent exocytosis
Cellular component (GO): plasma membrane; secretory granule
Molecular function (GO): transmembrane transporter binding
Source: RefSeq, a predicted model, not a curated record
AAAUAACCAAAAACAUUUUAAUUAAUGGAAUAUAACAGACUGUUAAAUCUAGCAUUAUUUAAUCUUUACCCACCACGUCACUAUUUAUUUAGUAUGGGACCUUUCGACGGAAAUAUACAAAAAAUCCUUAUCUUUUUUUUGAACACUAUGUUGUAAUAUAUAGGCCCAUUAUAAAGCCUUUGCCAUACGAUAUAGCAGCAUAGAUUAACAGAUGUACCCCGUACAGAUUAAGAAUUUAAUCCAGAAAAAAUGGCUUUUACGUCAAUUUUGAAGACACAGAUAAUUCCCAGAUGGAACGAGAAGUUAAAGAACGCCAGCAUCUUGCCCUUCGCAAGGAAAUAUUACAUUGCAAAAAUGCAGAAUUUUCAUCUUAAUUAGUUUUUUAAGAUAACAUGUAGGCUACCACAUGAGUAAUCAAGAUCAGUUCACAUUCCAAAUACAUAAUUGUGGGUUAUAUUCCUGUUUCAGUUGAGUUUCCUCUAUAUCUUUCCUCUUUGAAUGGUGUCGUAAGUUCUAUGCACAAAACUCACUUGUACUGGGUCGCAAUGAAAUGACGGUGCCGUUUCUGAUCUAGCUAGUUUAACAGACACUUACAGUUGUUAGCACUCCGACUGUAGACCUGUACAACUGUCUACCGAUUAUUUCGAGCAGAAAUUUAAUUUUGGAAUUUAUAAUACGCAGUCUAGCUAACUUUACCAGGUCACAUAGAAUAGAAUAGAAUAGAAUAGAAUAGAAUAGAAUAGAAUAGAAUAGAAUAGAAUAGAAUAUAUACAUUACUUGGCAGGAUUUUCUUUAUAUUUUGAAUAAAGUACGCCAAUCACAGGGUCGCGUCUCCUCUCUUCUCCUCACCCCUUGAUCCACGGUGACAGCGCUUUACGUCAUGUCCAGAUCGUGCCGUGGGUGUGUCUUAAAUCAUAGGGUUUCAUUCAUAAAUACGUCUAGCUUUUAAAUCAAAAUUAAGCUGUUCGAGGAAGAUUGUGCGCCAUUGGUUUCUGUCUAAAUAUCUCUGCAUGGACCACAUGAAUUACAAUUAGGGAGAGGCAACGCAGACGCGGCACAGAGGCUUCUGUCGGGGUGAACUGUUGGGCGGGAGUCGUCGUGGCGUUACGGAGGCAGCUGCGUAACGUCUCAUUCCCUCUCCCCCAGGGGGACGCUGACGUUUCGCCUGGACCAUGAGCAAUGAGUCUACCUUAUGGAAAAACCUGACAGAAACCACCACCAUUAUACCCCAGGAGCCCGACAAGCAGGACGGCUAUGUGCUGCUGUUGGUCCUCCUGUCCGUGUUUGUGGGCGGAGCACUGGUCUUGCUCUCGGUCACACUGAUCGUGUGUCGCCACUGCUGCAAGGGAGACCGCUGCUUUUCCAGUGAUGAUCCGGAGAAAACCAACGUGACGUACCAGGAAGAACCUCAGCCAGUACCAGAGAUCACCAUCCAGGUGGACGAGGCCGACUGCUUGUCCACUUCUAGCUGCCACGAUGUGGAGACGGAGCGUUUCCUCUCUACCGGUACGACCGGCCGACGCGUCUCCUUCAACGAGGCAGCGCUCUUCGACCACGGCAAGAAGACGCAGGAGAAAGGCCGCAGGUACACCCUCACUGAAGGGGACUUCCAUCACCUGAAAAACGCCCGGCUGACGCACCUGCAGCUCCCGGCAUCUGCCCUGAAGAUCGUUACCAUCCAUGAGUGCGAGUCAUCUGACAACAGCAUGGCAAUGGCCACGUGCCCUCCCGUGAAAUCCAGCCUCUCCAUCUUCCAGCUGCCAGUGUGUGCACUUCCACAGACGGCCUUGACGGGCCUGACCAUCAGUCUGAACUCUCCCCUCCCUGGAGACACGCUGAACUCGAUGGUGGACACCAGCUUCAGUCAGGGCCCCAUGUCUGCUGGCUCGGAGGCCCUUUGCUCUGGCGCCAUUGAGGCGAUGGGAGCUGCCCCAUGGACUGCCAACAGCCUGGGCAUCGCUGGAGACGGGGCCCCCGCCCCGGGCACCCCCCCGCCUGGCGGCUCCGCUCAGGGCCACAUGCUGCAGUUCUUCACCAAACUGCGCCGCCAUGCCAGCCUGGAGGGCACCAGUCCCUACUUCAAGAUCAAGAAGUGGAAACUGGACAGCAGCCAGCGAGCCUCCAGCCUGGACACCAGGGGGUCCCCCAAGCGGAGACACUUCCAGCGACAGCGUGCUGCCAGCGAGAGCAUGGACCAGGAGGAGCACGAGAGCCAUCGCGCCGACAUCAUCCAGUACAUCGCGCACAGGCAUGACCCCGCCUACUGCUGCGGCGUUCCUGCCCCCAGCUUCCUGUCCCCGCCCUCCAACCCACCUCCCUCCCUCGGCAGGUUAGAGGUUGAGGUGACGGUGGAGCCCAGCUGUAGUGGAGAGAGAGGAGUGAUCGGCGCCUCCCCGGAACCUCAGGAGGAGGGGGCGGAGGCGGGUGCAACCUGGCGGCUAGAGAGCAUGGAGCCCCAGACACUUUACCACGACAUCUGGACCCUGCGGGCUUCGCUGGAGCAGUAUGCUUCAUCCGACCAGAGCAGCAACAACGACAAAGACUCUGUGCGGAGCGACGCCGACAGCGUCUGCUCACUGGGGGGCAGCUCCGAGAGGCGGGGGUUGCCCAGAUACCCCUCACAAGAUGUUGAGGAUGAGCUGGAGGGGGAUGUGGAGCUGAGCGGUGAGGAGCCCCGAGGGAGGGGGGGUAAGCAGGACAGCGUGGACUCGGAAAGAGGGAGUGAUGGGGAGUCAGGGAACCGCAAGCUGCUUCAGAUGGACAGUGGCUACGCCUCCAUCGAAGCCCCCUGCAAGGCCCUGGAGGAGCUGCGGCUGUUCGGCAGCUUGGGCAGCCCCAAGGACAAAACGGCGUCCGAGAAGCGGCAGUUCUUCACCAGUGCUGGGUGCAAGGGCACCGUGUGCGAGAGCUUCGAGGCUAGCCUGGAAGAGGAGAUGGAGGACGAGGCAGCCGGGGGCAGCAGUGCUGAGGCCCAGAGUCCCAUGGGCUGGUCGCCGUACGGCCAGAUGUUCACCUCGCGGGAGCCUGUGCAGCGCCUCCGGCGGCGGGACUACAGCAUCGACGAGAAGACCGACGCGCUCUUCCACGAGUUCCUCCGACACGACCCCCAGUUUGACCAGCAGGAGUCGCCGCUGCGAUCUAAGCACCGCUCCCGCGUGCACCUGCGCAAGCAGUGGCAGCGUUCCAAGCAGUACAGCGACCCCGGCGUACACUUGGCGCUGCCCCUCGACCGUCAGCGCAGCCCGCUCCGCCGUGGCGACAGCGUCAACUACCCGCUCGACACGUGCUACCAUAGCACGCUGCCGCGCAUCAUCAGCGCCCCCGACGAGGAGGCCAGCGAGGGCACGUCCAGCGCCGGCGAGCCUGAGUGGGCGGAGCCUGAGGAGGACAGGUGCAAGGUCAGUCCAAGCAGCAGCGGCAGCAGCCGGACCAUCAAGGAAGAAGAGGGCCGCUUAUCCUGCUCGCCUCCUCCUGGCUCUGACGGCGCGCUGGAGCAGCCCGAAGACAGCCGGCAGCCCAAGCACCUCCCCGAGCCACCAGACGAGCGGCUGGCCCCACCCCCUCCCGGCUACGGGCCGCAGACCAUCACGGCCGAGCUGACUGACAAGCUCACUGCCAAUCUAGAGGAGAGGCUAUAUACCAGCCUCCGCAAAGCCAAGGACAGCUCUGCGUGCAUGAUGGCCGUCACACGCGCUUCUCCUGACCACAGCCCAGUGUAGCGGGACUCUGCUUUCCCCCUCCAGUUGCUCCUCACAGAUUCUUAAAUGUUAAUUCCACUCUCUGGCUGUCCAGCGUACCCCCUUAGAUGAAAGAUGACCAGUUGGAACAAUCCAGAAACCUACUCGUGUCUUAUGUUUCUUUAAUUCUUUUUUUUUUUCUUUUAUUGCUGUAUGCCUUUUCCCAGUGUGGUAAGUGAAAACUUAAGGAACGUACGUGCCCUGUAUACUAUUCAUUCCACUGUGAAAUUGGGUGCUAUUCGAUUGGGUCGGACCACUGCGGUGAGGAGGAGGUGUGACCUGCUGACAGACUAGAUUGUCAGUGCUGUGUUGCAAGUGCUCUGUAGGGUCACUUUAUAGCUUAGUUUGCGGUAACAAUUCAGUUUAGGGUCCAUGCUCAACAUAGCCAUUGAAAAGGGCUUAUUAUUAAGGAGCUAUAAAAGUAUUUAAGAACUUAUUAAUGAAUAUUAACAAAUUCAUUGAUCUAUUUUUUUUCUUGAAAUGUUCUACUUAUACAUUGACCAUAUAAAAUAAGGUGUAACAUCCAUCCAUCCAUCCAUUUUCCAAACCGCUUAUCCUAUUGGGUCGCGGGGGGUCCGGAGCCUAUCCUGGAAGCAACGGGCAUGAAGCAGGGAACAACUCAGGAUGGGGGGCCAGCCCAUCGCAGGGCACACUCACACACCAGUCACUCACUCAUGCACACCUAUGGGCAAUUUAACAAGUCCAAUUAGCCUCAGCAUGUUUUUGGACUGUGGGGGGAAACCGGAGUACCCGGAGGAAACCCCACGACGACAUGGGGAGAACAUGGAAACUCCACACACAUGUGACCCACCAUGCCGCCCCCAAAGUGUAACAUGUUAUUUUUAAUUAAGACCCCUUUUUAGAAUUUGCGUCAAACCAGUAUGAAAUAGAGCUAUCAUCGCUUCAUUCUUUAAUUAUUUUUAUCGCAUUUUAAGACAAGUCAUUGUGGAUUUGUUUUGCUUCGUAUUUAUAUAUAAUUUCAGGCACUGGAACAGACAAUCGCAACAAGGAUUUAUUGAGAAAUGAUUACACUAUAUCUAAGUCGUAUGCCUUUUGUUUUAAAAAUGCAUUUUUCCAUUUAACUUAUGGGCAGCAUAUGUGUACGUAUCCACUCCCCAGCCCCAUACCAUCAGUUGUCCAGGAGGUAUUAAUUAAGCUUGUUAGCGGUCUGUAGAAAAAGAGCGUUUGGACAGUUACAUUCAUCCAUCUCUUCAUGUGUGGUAAAAGUGCUCCGACUGUGUCGUUUUUGUCCCCCUCUGCAGUCAGUGGGAGGGUCACUCAGCAGGGUAAUACUGCUGAUUGAUGCAUUACUGCAGCCGUGGGCACUAAAGCAUGUGUGGGAUCGCAUUUUAUCACGGCGCAUUUUAGGCAAGCCCGUAUUACAUUUAUGUAUGUUAUGUAGGGGUCACUGCAGUGAAACAACAGGGUUAGAGUAAGAGAAAUACUACGCGAUCUGUAAUGCAGCAAAUGCCUUCCUUUGUACUAGUGUGCAUCUGUAUGUGCCAUAAAAUGCCAUUAUAGUCACAUACAGGGAAAGUAGAAAGAUUUACAUUUUUACUUCUUAUACAUUUAGCAGAUGCUUCUGUCCAGAACACAUUCCAAACAUACGUGCUAUUGAGGAGCAGGAUCGACUCAACAACGUUUAACAAAGCAAGAACCUAAUGGAAUAUUUUAUCUGUCUUUUUAUUAAGUAUAGUUUUACAACAUAAAACAGAGAGGGUCACUCAUUACAUCUUUUAUUAUGGUGUAACCUGCUUCCAAAAAGAUCUUCACAGGUACUUUUAUGUUUUUUCUCAUAGGUUUUGUACUUUUAAACGGGUACACCUGAACUUAUGUGUUACUAUGACAACUGUCUUUGAGGUUUAUAGCACUUAGGUAAAUAUAUAGUAGUGAUCUCGAGUUUAUAAAAGCAGUCAGGCUGAUUAGGAUGAGUAAUGUAGUAAAGAUAGAUCCAGGACAUGGUGUUUUUGACGUCUUUUACUUGGUUUUCACUGGGAGUAUUUUAUUAGGAUUACUGUUUAUAAGAUGAGUGUUUUUUUUGCGUCUGCUGUAGCGAAGAGGACAGCUCUUAACUGCAAUAUAAAUGUAUAAUUAGUCCUUCUUCAAAGUGAGGUUUGUAUACCUCAUGAAUGUGAUUACAUUUAAUGCACCACUUAUAUUAUAAGUCAGACUGACAUCGAACAAAGACUAAAAAAUUGAAAUUAUGUUUUACUGUAACACUCAGAUAUGAAUGGUCUAAAGGUCAGUCAUGCUGUAACUUCAGAACUAGUAGCUGUUUGCUAUUGCAGCUGUUCUUGUUGACUGAAUCAUUUUACAAAGUAUAGUUUUCAGUAACUUAUAUCAUUAACAAAUAAAUGGAAAACUAACCUAGUUUACCCACCCCAGUAGCUGAAUUAACUGGACAAAAGCUUGUCGGCCACUAUUUUGGUCAGCUAGUUAGUUACUUUCAUGCAUAACAUUGAGCAGCUAUGGGCUAACUGGAAAAGAAGAAAAUCAAUGUUUAUCUUUAAGAGUUUUUACAUUUCUUUCUCUUUCAUUGGCAAGAGGCUUAUUAUUUUGCUGAUUAACAUAGCAGUGGCUUCACAUAAAUAACUUACGUACAGCUCCUUCCUAUCCCUGACCAAACACAAGAAUCAUGCAUGGCACUGUGUGUGAACUGCGCGCAUUAAAAUUUGCACAUAUUAUAGUUUUACAUUUAUCCGAAAUGACUUUGCAGUUUCACUCAUUUAUAGGGCUGGGUAUUUCAUAGUUAGCCACCACUCCCCCUGCUGGCCAGAUUAAAAGGUGCACUUAUUCCUGAGAGUAUACCCAAAUCGUACUGAAGGACAGUUUACUCCGAGUACUUUCCUCUUACUGAGGCUGAUAUUUUUAGUAGGCAGAGAAUGUUAAUUUGUAUUAUGACGUUGGUUAGAAUGAGUCAUAAGUGAGGUGUAAUAUAUUCCCCUUUAACCCAAGGCUUUAUGAGUAUUGCCUGAGCAGAAUCGGGGAUGGGGGGGGGCAUUCAUCACCAGUCAGCAUAUCCCAAAGUGAAGUGUGCAGCUUUCAGAUGAGAUUACCUGCACCACUGCUGCAUGAAAAACGGGACUCAUACGUCUGCUUCACAUCACCAAAUAACUGAGGUCCUGUCUUUGCCAUUAAAUAGUUGCCUAGGCUGGGAUUUUGGUUUUAUUCAGGGAAUCAUGACUGGAAACACAACGCGUUUCUUCCAGAAUAAGAAUUAUCUCACAUCAGUGUCUCCCGUAUUUAUUUUAAUAUGCUGCCUUGCUGUAUCUGAGUAGUUCAAUAGUAAGCUUUCAUAAUACUGCUAUGAACUCUAGGAAGCUGGAAUUGCUACAUCCCUUUUCAUACAUUCUAACAAAAUUAACAAGAAAAAUGAAUCUGGAAAAAAAACAGUAAUGAAAAGACCAAGGCUGCUUCCUCAGUAACUGGAGGCAAUUAUUUCAUGUUGCAGUCUUUAAUAACAUUUUUAAUGUUUCUUCAUUCCCUUUGCCUCAUUUGUGAGAAUCGGGCUAUGUUUUCCAAUGUGCUUUCACUUUUUGUUGGAGUUAGAGGUAAAUAUCGUACAUUUAUACAACAAACUUGUAAGAAAACCAAACGUUAUUAGAUGUAGUCAAAUCCAAUUUUCACAAUGAGCUUUGCCUUACUUACACUGCCAGAAUAAUUCCUGCAGAUUUAUAAGCUUUUACACUCUGCAAGUCCUCAGUGACCCCGGAUCUUGCGUGUGGAAUGGAAGCCAGCGUUGAAAAUCUGUCUUUUGCGAUACGGUCUUGUUUUGCGGCGUGCCCCCAGGGGUCGGGCUCCUCAGUCGCCGCGUUGUAUGAGUUACAGUGCAGCACUGACACCCCAAACGAUGUGGGACAACCAGCUGAGUCAGCUGUAGACCAUUCACUGCCCAAAUCUCAUUUUGCUGUAGCCACAGUCAACUGGGAGCUCAGCCAGAGUGUCUAAAAAGCCUGCAGAAACCCAGUUUAUGAUGUCAACAUCUUUACGCCAGUUUCAUUUGUAUGACUUGCUUAUGGUUUGUGAUUUAACUGGAGACAUUGCAACAAUUCUGACCUUUCAAAACACCCAGGACCACAUCCCGCGAUGUCGACGUCAAGGGAACAUGAAUUCUGGCGGACUGAGCAACGUUAUUGGGAUAUGAUUUGACAUAUUGCUUUAGAAGUAUAUAAACGACAAUUUAAA